This is a messenger RNA of Seriola dumerili (greater amberjack), 3970 nucleotides long. It is a transcript of the gene armh4, whose product is annotated as chromosome unknown C14orf37 homolog. Bases 166 to 2046 code for a protein of 626 amino acids. The transcript has 8 exons. Lineage: Eukaryota; Metazoa; Chordata; Actinopteri; Carangiformes; Carangidae. The record is from RefSeq and is a predicted model, not a curated record.
ACAAGCCUCUCCUUCAGCUUGCUUUCCACUCUAGUCUACCCCGAAUUUGCAUUCAUACAAACUGCAUUUCUUUUUUUUCUCCUUUUUUUCUGAAAGAGAAGCUCCUGCGUCCUUCAGGCACGGCAAUCCGACAUGAACUCUGGAAGGCACUGAGACGAGACAGAGAUGCUGAUGUCUGGGAUGCUCCAUCGCCUCCUCCUGGCCGGGACCUGUCUCUGUGUCUAUGGAACCCCUGUCCACCUCUCAGACUUCACUCCCACGCAGGACAGCGGCUGUGAUGGAGAGUGUGCCAGCUCAGUAAAAACCGUCAGGUCAACAGACACCACAGAUGUGAAGUCUAAACCGUCUGAUACAGAACAUGUGACUGGCCUGAUACUGAAUGUAGGUGCAGGAGGAGGGGCUGGCCCACAUGGACAACCUGAGGGGAUAGCUCCAUUGACGCAGACAGAAAACGAGGGCAGCCUUGAUGGAAGAUCUGGGCGGAGUGAGGCUGGUGGAGAGGCAUGGAGCCAAACGGGUAAGGUAAAGAAUGUCGGGAUCUCAUCUGAGAUGGGAGAUGCUGACAGACAGUCGGAGGCAACUUCAGUGCUGUCUGUGGAGUCAGAGAGCACCAAGGAGGACAUACCUGUCUUCGAUGAGCAUGAAUCUACUUCUACAGGUGGGGAAAAGCAGUCGGACACAGACAUGAGUACUUCAAGAUUGACUCCAGGUGGACUUCUGGCCUCCUCUACAGCGCCACCACAGCUGGCGCCUUCAGACAGCCAAGGUGGGGCGGACAGAACAAGGCUCCCUGGUGGAGGUGAUUCCCUUCAGGAUAAAGACCCAGAAACAAGCUCGCCAUCCUCUACAGAACCUCCAAACCCUUCAGCACGGAUCCAGAGACUGACCUCUCACAGUCCCAUCCCCUCUUCGGUCUUUGUCUCCCCUCGGACCUCCACAUCUUUGACAAUUUGGGGCCAUGAUGGAGCUACAGUAUCCUCACUGCCUGACCCCUUGUUGCCUGAAAUCGGACCGAACCUGAUGCCCAGAGAGGAUGGACCAGAAAGCCUGUGGACUGAGGCAGUGAGACCUGGUGGAGUGGACACCAUGGUCCCACUGUCUCAGGAUGAGGCCACAGAGGGCACCAUGUCAUCAGAGGCUCUCCCUCUCAUCUUUGAGCCUUUUGAAGACGUCACACCAGAGGGGGCAGCAGCAGCAGCACCAGCGCCAGCAGCAGUGGUCACGCUGGUGCCCGGUAGCGCUCAGCCUCCCGCUGCCAUGGCGACCGGUGGAAUGCCUCUGUCAGAGGUGGACCUGGACCAGCUGGUAACCGUGGAGACAGACAGUGACAGUCCCUCGCAUGCCCCAUCCCUGCUGAUGCCAGACUGGACGUCACCUUGGCAGACAUCCGGCGCCGAGCUCCUGGAACCAAUUGGCUCCUCAGUUCCGUCUGUUUCGCAGCAGCAAGCCGGAACUGAGCCGGAGGAUCGUUCAGAGAGAGUUGCUGUGAGGACACCAAACCUUGAAGAGAACUUGCCCACCACUGGCCCCUCCCUUUCAUCCUUCCAGCACACUAUGACAACAGUUACCAUGGCAGCCCAUCAGCCUGUGCACAAAUCUAGAUCAGGGUUAGAGGAGAUGGAGUCUGAGGAGGAGCCUGAUGAGGAUGAGGAUGAUGAGAACUCUGAGGAAUCAGUGGAAGAAGAGAGCGAAGAGGACCUGACAGAAAUACCUAAAACAUCCUCGACGCAGCCUCCAUACAGCCUCAUCCCUCCUCCUCCUGUCUGGGUACAACGCAACCAGGGGCUGAUGCGGAGCUGGGUAGAGCUGAUCAGAGAAAAGGCGGGUUAUGUGUCUGGAAUGUUGGCUCCUGUGGGCAUCGGCAUCACAGGGGCCCUGCUAAUCGUUGGCGCCCUCUACAGCAUCAGGAUGAUUCACCGCAAGAGGAGGAACAGCUUCAAACACCAGAGGAGGAAGGUCAGACAGCCAGAGCAACCUCGAGAGCCUGGCACAAGCCGUCAGGACCAGGCAAUGCUGCUGGCUGACAGCUCCGAGGAUGAAUUCUGAUGAGACUCUUUUGGGGUCCUUUGGUUGGUGACCAAUGCCCGAUGCUCCUGUAAUGGAGGCGAACAUCACUAUUGCUAUGACUAAAGCAUCUCCAAUCACCCUGGGCUGUUUGGCUGUGACUCAUCUGAUCCACAGAGUAUGACUGAGUAUAGGGCACAAUUUGCACAAGCUCCACAAAGGUCAGCUUUGUAUCCCCCCCACCCUUUCUAAAAGUACCAGUGUGGGCACCUCUUUGAAUGUUGUCAGGUGAUGUUGAGUUAAAUGGCUUGGCAGGGCUGGUGUGAUGCACUUUGACAUAAAAAAAAAUUGCUGCUUGAAAAAAGAAAAAUGCAUUCGCAGUGUAUUGGCUAGAUGAAAGUGUUGCUGGGAAAUAAAGGUUUCGGCUUUGUGGAGUGGAGGGGGAAAGUGGUGCAGACCAGCGGGUUUUCUGUAGAGUAAUAAAAGGGCUGUAGAAGAGUGACAUUACAUAAACAAUGUAAAUAUGUGUACUGUAUAUGUAGCUGACUUGGGGUCAGUCAUGUUAGUGUAAAUAAAGUUUUAUUUAUUGCUAAACAUGUUCAGCAUUUUGUGAAAAGCAGACACUUAUUUGCUUUUUGGCAUGGAGGCAGAUUAGAAGAUGGAUAUACUGCUAUCAUAUUUGUCCUUCAGCUACAGCUAGCAGCUGACUAGGUAGCUAACUUAGCAUAAAGCUAGCUAGCUUGGCAGAAAUUCUACCAACCAGCACCUUUAAACCUCACAAAUAAACAUGUUAUGUCUUAAUUAUUUAAUUUGUACAAAAAAAGCCCGGAGUUUCUACUUGUUACAUUACAACUGCUAAUUGCUAAACAAAGAAGUUGUAUCGUGUGAAUUUGUGAGCUUUAGAGGUGCUGUUGAGCAACAAAGCCAAACUAGCAGCUCCCUAUUUCCAGAUCAAACUAAGCUAAACUAAGAUAAGAUAAAAAAAAGAUAAACUCAGAUAAGUUAAAAUAAGCUAAGUGUCUCCUGGCCAGCUUCAUAUAUUUUCCUGACAGAUGCGAGUGUUAUAAGUGUUUUCAUCUAACUCUCGACAAGGAAGCGAUUGUGUUUCCCAAAAUGCUGAACUACUGCUUAGAACGAGAUUUCCAGACAUUUUAGAAACCUUAACAUACAAGUCAUUUGCAUUAAUGCUUAGUUUAAAUGUGAAUUUUGUGGAAAUGUAAAUGUUUUAUUCAAAGUCAUUUGUUCAUAAGAGCUACUGUGAGAAACACAUACAAAAUACCAUCAUCCUAAAGUAUGUAGCAUAAAACUGAUUUUGACGUACAGUACAACUCUGAUAUGAACUCAUUUUUCUGCCACUUGCAAAAUGUUUGUUUCUAAGUGCAUGAUGUCUAUUCAUACACCACAACCCUUGCAGACAUUUUUCUAAUAAAGUGUUUCUGUUGGCUGGUAAAGCACAAACACUGGAGACACUGAGGCAGAGGUUAAUAUUUCAAGAAGUCAAAGAUUUUUUUUUAAACCAGCUCAAUUUGACCAAAGUGGUUUUUGUGUCUGUAAAUCUGGUCCAGACAAUGGCAGAUGAAGAAGAUGAGACGUUUUGCCCAUCAAGUGUAACCCAGUGUCAUUGUUGCUGAGAUACAAUAUGUUGUUUUCAGAUUAAGUUUUGAGUCCUUACUUAGUGGAGGAAAAUAAGAGGAAUCCUUUAAUAGAAAACUCCUCUGCUGUAGUCCAGAAAAGAUGCAAGAAAUAUUAGAACACGGGUCAUAUGAGCCAUGUUUGUUACACCAAUGACUUAAAAACUAGGUCUUGUCUUUUGUUUACAGAAAAAGUAUUUUCUGUAUCUUCAUAUGUGAUAUGCUUAAUAUACAACUGCCUGUUUAUAUGCAAUAAUACUGUUUUAGGAUAAUUGUGAUGUAAAAUAGUGACACCUUUUGUCUCUUUAUGUAGACAUGAAACCCGAUGUGAUCAA